AGACAAUACUAUUGUCAGUGGCGAUUCUCUUGGUCAUGUCAAAUUCUGGGAAGGAAAUAUGGGCACGAUGUUACAAAAAUAUCAUCAACAUAGUGCGCCCGUUUUGUGUUUAACUACGAACGAAGAAGGAACUGCAGUUUUCUCUUGUGGUGUAGAUUAUAAAUGCAAUCUUUUCAAAUUGGUAGGCCCGAAGCAUUCAAAAUAUCCACAUAAGAUGAGAUCAGAAUCUAUUCCCUUUUGGGAACUUGUUGGAUAUCGAAGAUAUCACGAACACGAAGUGAAGGCUUUAGCUAUAAAUGAAAUGAAUGAUACGUUGGUUUCUGGAGGCGUCGACACCGAUUUGAUUUUAAUUCCAUUGGAAAACUUUCCUAAUGUUUAUUGUCAUCGUAUUCCGGCUUUUUACCGUGACUUAAUUUCAUUAUCAAAAACGCAGCAGCUGCUAAUGUAUCGGUCGUCAAAUGGAAUAAAGUUAUGGAAGCUAGGAAAAGCAGCUAUGCCACCUCGAUCCUCUGAAAUGAACAAGGUGGAUGUCAUGUUAUUACCAUUGGUUGAACGACAAGAAGCAGUAUUAGAGAUUUCUUUAAAGGGUACUCUUAAUCUAUUCUCGAGUGCUCUUUCAGAAGACGGACAUUGGAUCGCUGUUGCAGACGUGGAAGAAGUAAAGCUAUUCAGAAUUGAAAAAGACCCAGUCAAACACAUGAUUGUCCAUAAAAUAAAAGAUUUUUGCCGAAUAUAUUCUCAAAGCUCUAAAAAAUUUGCGACUGGUGCACAUCAUCUCUUAUUCGCACCCGAUAAUUCAAAACUGAUUAUGGUUACCGUUGAUUCAUAUGUUGUCGUUGUCGGAUUAAAUAAUUGGCAUCAAGGUAGAUUUGAUGUUCUUGCGUGUUUUGACAAUCACGCACGAGAUGCCGAAAAAAACAAAAUGGCUUCAACGAUUACAACGAUUGUCGUGAGUAAUGAUAGUAGAUGGUUGGCAACGGGAGACUUGUCGAAUAAUAUUUAUAUAUUCAAUCUUAAAAAUUUAUCGCAUUAUAUACCAGUUCAAAAAUUCCAAUCACUUCAAAAUGGACUCACUUUCAGUCCAAAUUCAUCGAUUCUUCUCAUCACCUUAACCUCAAACGAAUUUUAUCUAUUUGAUCUGCAAAAGGAAAAUCUAACUGACUGGUCACGAAAUUAUUCAACAAAAUUACCACUGAAAUUUCUCGAAUUAAAAGAAAAGAUUAUGGGAUGUACAUUCAAUCCAGGACGACCGGAGAGUAUACUCUUAUGGAGUGCAAAUUUCAUAUGUAUCGUUGAUAUAAGCAAAGAAGUUGGUGAUCCGGAUCAAGAGAUUGAUGUGUUUCUUCGUAAAUCUUUAUUACUACAAACAUAUCACGAUAUAUCAUCCCCUCGUGGAAAUAUUAAUCAUAUUUUGCAGGAUGAAAUUUCUCGGAUUAAUUUCAAAAUGAUCCGUAAAUAUCAAUCAUUGAUUUUUGUGGAUUAUGUAAAAGAAGAUUCGCUAGUUGUGGUUGAAAGACCUCGCGCUGAAAUUAUGAAAACAUUGCCGCCUCCCUUUGCUUGGGCUAAAUAUGGCACAUAA
Molecule: messenger RNA, 1579 nt
Organism: Ambispora leptoticha
Lineage: Eukaryota; Fungi; Glomeromycota; Glomeromycetes; Archaeosporales; Ambisporaceae
Source: the annotation of a GenBank genome assembly